Molecule: messenger RNA, 2708 nt
Organism: Amphiprion ocellaris (clown anemonefish)
Lineage: Eukaryota; Metazoa; Chordata; Actinopteri; Pomacentridae
Gene: spi1b
Product: Spi-1 proto-oncogene b
Exons: 5
Coding region: 327-1124 (265 amino acids)
Biological process (GO): regulation of transcription by RNA polymerase II; cell differentiation
Cellular component (GO): nucleus
Molecular function (GO): sequence-specific DNA binding; DNA-binding transcription factor activity, RNA polymerase II-specific
Source: RefSeq, a predicted model, not a curated record
GACAAAUCAUCAAUGGCCAGGAACCUUUAGCAGACACACUCCAUUGCUCCCACCCACACAAAUUUUACAGAAGUCAAAAGUUCCUUUUUCAUUUUACAGUCAAACAGCAGGCCUUGUUUAUUUCAUUUUUAUCUAACACAGCUGAAGGCCUUCCGAGACUAGUUAAGGUCACACUGCUUUACAAUAAGAGAGAGGGAGACAUUUUUGGUUUUCGUUGAGUGAGAGGAAAUUUUGAAACAUUGUGCAAUGGUGCCGCAAAAGUUUUGAAAGGUUGUGAGAGCAUUUUGCCAGCAAAGCGUCGGCGAGUCGGUCUGUUGGAGGUCUCCAUGUUGCAUCCAUACAGAAUGGAGAGCUAUCUCAUCCCACCUCACACAGAAGAAAUGUACGAUCCUGAGAUCUACAGACAUCAAAUUGCAGCAGAAUAUUAUAGUCCAUAUGUCCUAGAUGCAGAUAUCCAGGCAGAUCACUGGGACUACCAUCCUCACCCUCACGUUCACCCUGUAGAAUUUGAAAACCUCCAAGAGGCCAAUUUCACAGAGCUGCAGAGUGUGCAGGCUCUCCACCCGCCUGGCCUCAUACGACACGACCCCAUAAGAUACGAAGCAGAAAACCUGCUGGAUCCAAAUCUUGGGGCUCAUCCACAUGUGUUACAGCAACCAGUAGCGUUCUUCCCUCGGUCCGUGUAUCAACCACAUGUGUCCCAACGCAGCUCUGAUGAUGAGGAUCACGGAGGAAGAAGUCCCCCUCUGGAGGUGUCUGAUGAGGAGUGUUUGAGGGAUCGAGUCCCUUACGUCACAUCAGGGGAGCUGGGCAAUAAGAAGAAGAUCCGCCUGUACCAGUUCCUGUUGGACCUUUUAAGGAAUGGCGAUAUGAAGGACAGUAUCUGGUGGGUGGACAGAGACAAGGGGACAUUCCAGUUUUCUUCCAAACACAAAGAGGCUCUCGCACACCGCUGGGGAAUCCAGAAGGGAAACCGCAAGAAAAUGACCUAUCAGAAGAUGGCUCGAGCUUUGCGCAACUAUGGCAAAACUGGAGAGGUGAAAAAGAUCAAGAAGAAGCUGACCUACCAGUUCAGCGACGAGGUGCUGGGGAAGGGUCAUCUAGAGAGAAAAGUGUACAUCUAGGCAGGGAGGGAAAUGUCAGAGUGGAAAAGUGUGACAUUAGAGCUGUAGUUUCUGGUGUUACUGUAGAUACUUAAUCAACUUUACUGAUCUGGUAAAUAGCAUUAUAGGAAUAGUCAGUACUGCUGUACAGCAAGACCAGUUCUUUGAAGAUAAAUGCAGCGUAAACCUAUGGACCAAGAUCCCAAAACUCCUUCAAAGACGUGUUGGGAGACCAGUUAGUACUGAAGGGACACCAUAGACAGCUCAGUCUGGUUUGUCCGUCUGAAUGUCUGGAUGAUAAAAGACAGUCAGGACCAGAUAUAUGAAAAUGUGUAACAUUUCAUUCCAAAUGUGUACAGAAAUUUGUCGUAUUUUCAUGUGGUGGCCAAAGUUGGAACUGCAAGUCAUGUGAUGCUAACGAGACCACUAAGAAUCACACACAGUCAGCUGCUCUAAAUAGUUUAAACCAAACCAAAUAUUGUAAAAGUGUUAAUUUAUUUGCUACAUUAGGAUAAAAUUCAUAAAAUGGAAUAAAUUCUCUUUAAUUUAUCAAUGAUGAUUAAAUGAUGAAUUAAAAAAUAGAUUCACAAAAAUGGGCAUCAAGUUGAACUUCACCUGUAAAACUGCAGAACCAUUCCUAGCCACACAUUAUAGUGACAGUAAACUAUAAAACACAAUCAUUUUCAAAUCCAGAUAAAGAUUUACAAAUCUUUAUUCUUACAUUGUUUGUUUGUUCAUUUGGUUUGUCUAUUUUCAGAAUCAGAAUCAGUUUUUUCUUGUCAUUAUACAGUGUAUGAUGAAAUUUGUCGUUGUUGUCUUACUAUUUUUUUCAAGGUUAUUGCCUGACUGCUACCACUGGCAUGUAUCUAAUAUAUAUAUAAAACUAUGACCAGCAGGAGAUUAUUGCAUUAAGGCUGGAACCAGGAGGAAAAUCUGUCUAUCCUCACUUCUUAAGCUCACUAACAAAAAUUACAUUUCUGGUGUUUAAUCAGAGCAAAAGUUUAAACUACAUUUUUUUGAAAACUAUUUGCAGUUUGGAUCAUAGACUUCCUGAAGGUUUUAGAUAUACCUGACUUCUACUGAGACGGUUUCAUAUUAAUAUGUAGAUAUGAGGGUUUUGCAUCAGUCUUUUAAGGUGAAUAGCUUCCUCCCAACAAUUUAAAAUGAUUGCUUUCAUGACUAGAAUUAAUAGUGUACAGUCCAAAAGCAAAAAAUGGUGCACAGAGACAGCAGUAAAUAUUCUAUUUCUUAUUUUUUUUUUAAAUGUCUGUUAAAGUCCAAAUGUUAUUUCAUGACACAGUAGGCCUCAACCUUCUUCCUUGUGUUGGACAAACUUAAGUUCUCUUUUUACUGUGAGUAUUACUACUGUACAUACAUGUUCACAUUGCUAUUAUAUAUUUAAAACAGCAAGGAGGCACACCCUUUGUGAUUAGGAUUGAUAUUAUGGUGUAUAAGACCAUAAUACAUCAUAAUAUAGUAUAUAAAACUAUAACCACAGUUAUUUACAUGCUGAGAAAUGGUUUGUACUCUGUAUACGGAGACAGAAAUGUGUAUGUUGUCAUUAAGAAUUGCCUGUAAAACCGUAAUAAAUUGUUCAUCAGUGUA